UCUGGUCGGAGGUCACACUGCUGGUCCUGACCCUUGCGGUCAGCGGCACGGAGGCCGCCCAACGUCCCAACACCGCUGAACGUCACCCCGGCCCGCCCAAUAUCGUCUUCAUCCUGGCCGACGAUCUCGGUGAGUGGUGCUUGCAGCAAUGGUCGUGGUUUUUGCGAGGUCGUGUACUGGCGGCUUGCUGCCAUCGAUUCAUCUGUGUUUGAGAGUAAAAUGGACCGAGCCCCGAAAAUGAUCGUGUUUGAAUUUAAAGCACAGAUCUGUGCGGUAUAUUGUGCAGAUUGAUUUAGCAUGAUUCUUUCCGUCAGGGGUUUUCUUUUUGCGUUGCAUGUAGGAAAUUCGCAGUGUUUUGCGUUAUUAUUAACUAUACACACACACAGAAGUGAUGCUCAUCUAUAGACAUGUCGUAGUACAUGGCAUGAUGACCAAGGAAAAGACGCGAAUGAGGCAACUUUUCAGGUCUUAGAAUUCGCUAGUUUGAACUGUUUCUGUCUGCAGUUCAUGGCCGCAGAAAAAUAGCACUAGAAUCUGCUUUCGCGGGCUGCGUCCGAACGCUUUAAGAGUGGCGACUUGACAAGUGAUAGUGUGUACUCUGUGUUGUGCGGCAUGUAAUGCGACCCUGGUUCAUCGGCCUAAGCAGAAUAAUGCCAGUUCAGUCGAUCCUUUUUCGUCCAGAUUUAUUAAAACAGGAGUGCAAAUUGCCAACGUGUGAUCUGGCAAACGUGCUUGCCAGAUUUUGACUGGUCGCACACUUGCUCCACGAUGUCCGUCUCUCUGCACCAACUGAGCCACGUGGACGAAGAAAUGGUCGGCACGUCUGUGAAAAAUGAAGCCGAUGCGAAUAGCGAUGCAACUUACUUUUGUCGCUUAUGUUAUAAUUGCACCAGGUGAGGGAAGGUUUCCAACUUAGCUGCGUACAAUAGUACAUUUCCGUGGGGAGGAUAUUGGGAGGUUUAAGAGCGUAACGAAUAAGAACUUUGUCACACACGCACGCGUCGUAAGACCUUUGACACACACACACUCACACGCGCGCGCGGGCACACCCACCCACACGUCGGGUAUGGCUUUCGCUAAAAACGCCGUUGCCUACGUAAGCCGUAGCGACCGAGGAGCGGCGCGAGGGAUGCGGUACCUGCCUUGACAGUAGAAUGAUAUGUAAUAUCACGAGGACGGCAAAUUGCUUUGGUGAGUAAAUUAUAUGGUGAGUAAAUAGCAUGGUGAGUAAAUGAUAUGGUGAGUAAAUUGUAUGCGUCACGCCACGCAGGCCGGCUGUACCGUGCAAGAUGAACUGGGCGUCAAGCAAGACAUUUGGCCAUGGGGACAGCGUCUGGUGAGAGAGGGGGGUGACAUCAGAGGCUGUUGGACUUUUUCCAUCCACGCGACCCCGUUGGACGUUCUGUUCAAGGCUGCAGAGUUGGGGUGACAAGUCUGCCGCUGACAUUGUCGGUCAUGCGGAGCCCAUGUGCAAUAUGUGUCGGCACGCAUAAGUUGCGGUUGCCUUACCACUCUACAGACAAAUACUUCAGUUGCAGAAGGUUCUUAUCGCAAAUGUUAGAAAUGCGCUAGCCCUUGUGUAAUUCCGUGAAAUGUCACAAGAGGCUUACGUUUGAUGAAUCACGAAAAUGGUGACAAAUGACAAUGAACCAAGUUGUCUAUAUGAGCUAGAUAAAUGUAUCUAUAAAGAGCCUAAGUAAAGGUAAUAAAGGGCCAACAACGGCGCUGCAUAUAUGUUCUAAAGAUAGAACGCGACUGAAAAAGUAUCUUACGUCACGUACGCGUCAUCGUGCGUCAGCAGAGAUCAGAUAACGCGCGUCUGCUCCUCGGUAUCUGCAUUCAACAAGCCUGAUUAAAACACGAGCGAAAAAUCAGCAAUGUCGCGGUUUAAUCCGGACUUCGUUUUGGUCGUUACCGUGAGUGUACACUGAAGCUUUGUGUAGAAUUGCUCAUCCCGAUCACUUCGCCAAAUCAGGCGUCAAAUAUCAUGCAAGGACCAGUCGGCGCUGCCGAACUGGCUGCCUCCCCGGCCACAAGGAGGUGGACACCACAGCUCCACGAAAACGGCUUACAGUCAUCACCACCAGUGACGUCAGCGAUACAGAAUAUGGCUUCCAGUGACGUGGUUUUGUAUUCCUAGUAUGGGAAUAGGCAACAUCCGUCAUGGAAAUCUCCGGCUACCUCUGAGCCCCGCUGGUGACACUCAGAGCCCUGUUGGUGAUGCUCAGAGCCCUGCUGGUGAGGCUCAGAGCCCAGCUGGUGAGGCUCAGAGCCCUGUUGGUGAUGCUCAGAGCCCUGUCGGCGAUGCUCAGAGCCCCGUUGGUGGUGCUCAGAGCCCCGCUGGUGAUACCCAGAGCCGCGCUGGUGAUGCUCGGAGCCCCGCUGGUGAUACUCAGAGCCCCGCUGGUGGUGUUCAGAGCCCCGCUGGUGACACUCAGAUCUCCGUUGGUGAUACUCAGAGCCCCGAUGGUGAUGCUUAGAUCCUGUUGGUGGUUCUCAGAACCUCGCUGGUGAUGCCCAGAGCCCCGUUGAUGAUGCUCAGAGCCUCGUUGAUGAUGCUCGGAGCCCUGUCGGUGAUGCUUAGAGCCCCGUUGGUGGUGCUCAGAACCCCGCUGGUGACACUCAGAGCCCCGUUGGUGAUACUCAGAUCCCCGUUGGUGAUACUCAGAGCCCCGUUGGUGAUGCUCAGAGCCCCACCGGUGAUGCUCAGAGCCCCGCUGAUGAUACUCGUGGCACGUUGGUCCGUCUGCGCAGGCUACAAUGACGUCUCGUGGCACAACCCGGACAUCAUCUCACCGCGGCUGGAGCAGUUGGCUCGCGAGGGUGUCAUCCUGGAGCAGAACUACGUGCUGCCGCUCUGCACGCCCUCCAGGAGCGGCCUAAUGACGGGCCGGUACCCCUUCCAUCUGGGCAGGCAGGGCGCCGAGGACUAUUACAACCACACGGAGGCCAUCGGCGACAGUGUCACCCUCGACUUCUGGGACGGCGAGAAGUCGGCGCCCGAGCUCAGCGGUGUGUACUCGGCCGAGCUGUACGGCGACCGGGCGGAGAGCCUCAUCCGCGAGCACGACCAGCAGAGUCCGAUGUUUCUCUACCUGGCCAUGCAGAACGUGCAUAUGCCCCUGCAGGUGCCGCAGCGAUACGAGGACAUGUACCCGAGCGUGCGGAACGCUGACCGCCGCACCUUCAGCGGCAUGGUGACGGCCCUCGACGACGCUGUCGGCAAAGUGGUUGACGCGCUCAAGGAGGUUGGCAUGUACAACAACACUGUCAUCGUGUUUAUGGGCGACAACGGUGGGCUGCCGCACGCCGGCGGUAACAACUACCCGCUGCGCGGUACGAAGGGCACGUUGUGGGAGGGCGGCACCCGGACGCCCGCCUUUGUCCACUCGCCGCUGCUGGCCGCGUCCAACUACUCCAACUACCGCCUGGUCCACAUCACCGACUGGCUACCGACGCUGCUGCGCGUGGCCGGCGCCGGCGGCGGCCUCGACGGCGACGGCUUCGACCAGUGGGACAGCAUCGCGAGCAACGCGCCCAGCGCUCGCUCAGAGAUGGUGUACAACAUCGACGACUUCGGCAUAACGUUCCAGGCCGCCCUGCGCGACGGCGACCUCAAGCUGGUGUGGGGCCAGAACCAGGUCAACAGCCACUGGUACCCGGUGCCCGAGUCGGCGACGCCGCCGCCGCAGCUCGCCGACCCAGACGACACCCUCGGCUAUUCCGCCCACCUCUUCAACAUCACGGCCGACCCCACCGAGCGCGAGGACCUGGCCGCGCGGCUGCCGGGGGAGGUGACGCGGCUGCAGGCGCGCGUGAAACAGCUGAUGAAGACGGAGGUGCCGGCAGACUUCCCGCCCGGCGACGAUGCUGGACAUCCGGUGGACGGCGUCUGGACGACCGGCUGGUGCGAGGCGCACUAAGAGUGCGCCGCGGCUGCGACGAACAGCGCGCCGCGUCCCUGACGCAGGUGCAGCGAGCCACGGACGUCCCGGCCGCCUCCUGGUGCCGGCGCUGCCGCACCGCUGGAGCGGCGAUAGUGCAGGGAUGGUGCUGCGUGCAUCAGCCAUGCUUUAGAAUAUCUUACCUGUUACCUCGAUACGAUUUAUGUUAUCCUUACGUUGACAGCAUGUCGUAGAAAUUACAGAGCGGUACCGACGGCUUGGUGUCGCCUCUCUCUACAAGACGUACGCCGACUAAUUGAGUGUCUUUUUCGGCCAUUUGGCUGAAAAGGACACUCAAUUAGUCUGGGUACUGUGUCCCGGCCACUUACAGCUAGCAGGCAGACGAGAUUAAGUCGCUGUUGCCCAGGCAGUGCUUCGCCCGGGCUGUGAGGCGACAACUGCUGGCUGCUGGUCGGGUCUGAACGUAUGUCUUAGGAUUGCCUUGCUCAUAUUGUACUUUUGUCCCAUCAUGCGUGCGCGAAUCACGAUUUGUACGCAUGGGCGAGUGUCCGUCUUGACAUAAUAUCAUGACUCUUGGAAGUAAAAGACGCGUGUUCGUGUGGAUUACCCUGCGCCAGGGCCAAUGGCAAAAAUACGAAUGCACAAAAGAAAAAACGUCACUGUAAGUGGGAGCAUGUUUGGAGCCGUUAAAGCAGCCAUACGAUCGCUGUUGAAUCUGUUGGUGCGAUGCACUCUGGAACGUGUCUGGGUUUUCACAGAAGGUGCAGGCCGAUUUUAGCUGAAGCGUCAAGCUUGAAGAGAAUGUCCCAUAUUGGAAAAUAUCGCAGUACCAUCAGAUAUGAUGGAAUAAAUUUAUUCAUACCCACUGGCAUACUUUGAGUUAUAAACACUGAUCCAGGCAACACACUUUCGCUGUUGAGUAAACUGCUAGUCAAUAUGGCAUUGCUUGAUUACGUCGUGGUACCUUGCGCAACAGUGAUUAAGAGCCAAGUGACGGCCGUCAUAUCUGGAAGUCGUGCUCAUAAACGCCAGAUAUGAGCAGCUCAGCAAU
Messenger RNA from Pollicipes pollicipes, 4956 nucleotides. Its product is annotated as arylsulfatase I. The transcript has 2 exons. Gene Ontology annotation, molecular function: sulfuric ester hydrolase activity. NCBI's taxonomy places the organism in Eukaryota, Metazoa, Arthropoda, Thecostraca, Pollicipedomorpha, Pollicipedidae. The record is from RefSeq and is a predicted model, not a curated record. The coding region runs from base 2514 to 3923 and encodes 469 amino acids.